GACGACCUCCAGCGCACGUGCUCCACAAAAGGGUCAUCCCUCUCUUCCCACGUCUUCAGACCAACACCACAGUAGAAACACCGGACACAGUCGGAGUAACCUGCAAUUAAGGAGAGGGUUCUGAGGAGACAAUACUACGUGCCCUGGAGUGACAUGAUUGACUAUGAAGCCUAUGAAGACCAUGAAGACUGGUCAUUAUACCACUGAGGACAUUCAAAACAUCCCAGAUAUUCUGAAGGAUUUGAAUGUCCAAGACCUGCAAGAAGAUCCGGAUCGUCUGUCCCUCCAGGACAGAUGUGAGAUGUGCUUGUUCCAAGGGCGAGGGGAAGCUAAGCACUCGGAGUACAAGGACGCUCUCCGGAGACGGGAGUCUUAUGGUGGGACUCCAGUCAGAGGACAUUCCCCACAGUCCCUGGCAGAGAGUGGCUUGUUCCGGUCGGCGUCAGGAACCGUCACGUGCUAUCAGUGUGGGCAGUCGUUGAGACUUGUGCCGGGUGAAGAUCCAGCUUACAAGCAUGCUGAUCUGUACCGGAACUGCAGCCAUGUCUGGAGGAUGCUGGGAAGACGGUCCAGGCGUGAGUUGGAAGCGUCUGUUUCCCCAUCUGUUGCUGUUGUCGCAGUACGACGCCGACUCUUCUCGACAUAGGCAGCAACACUUUUUAGGGCUAUAGACAACAGUUUUAAACUUACCAGAAUUGAAGAUUCAUAUUGGAUCGUGGAUUUUCGAACUAAAAUUAAAUGAAUACAAGACAGAGGGUAUGAUUGUUGGAACAAGAAACAUGUUAGUAAAAUCACAACAUGUUGAGUUGAAAGUUGGAAACAAGGUCAUUCAGCCUUCUCUACAUGUCAAAAAUCUUGGCGUCCUACUCCAACCUGACCUAUCCAUGAAGAAACAGAUUCUGGAUCUGUCUCUCCUUACAUGCCAACAAGAACUCUGCGUUCAUCCUCGGCUAAUCUGCUCUGUGUACUAAAGUGGAACCUCAAAUCACUUGGCUGCAAGUCUUACCAGAACAUGGCAUCAGUCAAAUUGAAUUGCCUCCCUGAUGAACUUAAGCUGUCUCCAACCCUUGAAAAUUUUAAGUGUCAUCUCAAAACCUUUCUUUACAAAACGUUCUAUGGACUUCAAUAAUGCCUUAUUGAUUGUUAGCGCUAUGAGGCAUACCUGGUGGUGAGGUGGUGAAAAGGUUUUAUAGUUAAUCCGUUGACUAAUCGUGGCAAAUAGUGCUCAUCAGUCGAAAAAAGCAGAAAUAGAUGCCUUUGUAAGUAAAGUUUGGGUAUAACACUGAAAACAUUCCACAUAUAUAUUUAUAUUUUAUAAUGUUCAUCAAUUUUCAUCGGGCGUCUAGCGGUCAACCUGACGUUAAACAGUCUACCGUUUUGCGGAUGGUAAGAUCCGAUUUCAGCCGUAGAACCACAAACCGAGAAAAUUCGCAUAUCGGAAACAGAAGAAACGUUUUGCUGAGAUUUGUAGAAAAACUUCAGUACUGAAUAAAAAUAUAUUUUGA
This is a messenger RNA of Haliotis rubra (blacklip abalone), 1505 nucleotides long. RefSeq lists its product as uncharacterized. The record is from RefSeq and is a predicted model, not a curated record. The transcript has 5 exons. The coding region runs from base 164 to 646 and encodes 160 amino acids. NCBI's taxonomy places the organism in Eukaryota, Metazoa, Mollusca, Gastropoda, Lepetellida, Haliotidae.